Planococcus citri (citrus mealybug) is the source of this 1841-nucleotide messenger RNA. Its product is annotated as sodium/potassium/calcium exchanger 4-like. The transcript is spliced from 8 exons. Lineage: Eukaryota; Metazoa; Arthropoda; Insecta; Hemiptera; Pseudococcidae. Bases 114 to 1649 code for a protein of 511 amino acids. Gene Ontology annotation, molecular function: calcium channel activity; calcium, potassium:sodium antiporter activity. Gene Ontology annotation, biological process: intracellular calcium ion homeostasis; calcium ion transmembrane transport. The record is from RefSeq and is a predicted model, not a curated record. Gene Ontology annotation, cellular component: plasma membrane.
UAUCGAAAAUUUCAUCUAGACUCCAUCGUUUUCUCCUCAGCAGAUCACUUGCGUCCGUUUGAAACGACUCUUUAUUUAAGUUCAUCUUGAAUACCGAGUUCAAGUUUUCCAUAAUGGGUAGUAUUAAAGGGAUUGUUUUAGUGCUCGUGCUUGUCGUGAUAAGUUUCGUAAAAACGAAAAACUUCGGUGUCGGCAUAAACGAAAACAAAUCCAUCGAACAUGAUUUCCAAACGAACGAUACCAAAAUCAUAAACUGUCCGACAAAUAAAGAAUCGAUUGAUGAAUUUCCAUCGGAUAUCUUUAGCCAGUUCCAGAGAAUACACGGUGCCAUAAUAUUCCAUUUGAUAAUCGGAUUCUAUUGUUUCGUAUUGAUCGCAUUCGUCUGCAAUGAUUACUUUUUACCAUCGGUGUUUUGUAUUUGCCAAGAUUUGCAUUUAUCACCCGAUGUUGCUGGGGCGACAUUUAUGUCAACUGCAACUUGUACCCCGGAGUUAUUCGUUAAUAUUAUUGGAACUUAUUUGACCAAGUCCGAUCUAGGAAUUGGAGCGGUAAAUGGCAAUGCAGUUAAUAUACUCGUAAUAACCGCGUGCGCCGGACUCGCUGCCAGCAAGAAUAUAAAAUUGGAAGUCUGGCCUUUGCUACGUGAUAGCGGAACUUACAUAAUCGUGGUCGGAUUAUUAGCAGUGAUAUUGGUCGACGGAGUCGUCCAGUGGUACGAAGCUCUCGUACUGUGCAUCUUAUACUUUGUGUAUUUCACCCUGAUGUUAACCCAAAACCGUAUCAAAACUGUGGCCAAUAAAAUACUACCUUGGAAGAAUUCUUUAAAUUCGACAUCUUCGAUGAACGCAAUUAUGUCUGUACCUGCAGAACAUUGUUACGGAACAUAUAAACCUUUUUAUAUCGGCGAUUAUGUUCCUCAUGGACAUGAACAUGGUUCCCAUAAUCAUAAUUCUCAUAACGAAAAGCCACCGCAACAAAACAAAGAAGGCAACAACGAAAAACAAAGCAUCGAUGAAAUCGAACCCAUAUGCUCACCUCCUGGAGGAUUUUUGAUGAAUAUUUGGUGGUUGUUGUCGGUACCAGUGUCACUGGUAUUAUCCGUAUCCAUUCCAGACUGCAAAAAGUAUAGGAAGAUCUAUCCGUUGACGUUCAUCAUGUGUAUUGUUUGGAUUGGAAUUUCUUCGUAUAUUGUGUCCUGGAUGAUGACAAUAUUCGGUUACACAUUCCACAUCAACGAUGCAGUGAUGGGUACAACAUUCAUAGCAAUCGGUGGCAGUAUUCCAGAGACAUCUUCUGCCAUUAUAAAUGCAAGAAAAAAUGGAAUUGGAUCCAUGUCAAUUAGCAAUGCCUUGGGAGCGAGUACUUUGGAUAUUUUGUUAUGUUUAGGAGGACCAUGGUUAAUGAAAACAUUACUUCCUGUUGAAAUUGGUGGAGGACCGAUCACGUUAGAAACUCGUGGUCUUACUUUUAAUUGCUUAUGUUUGAUAGUAAGCGUUGUAACUUUAAAUAUUGUAACUUACUGUAACUCUUUUCAUAUGAAUCGUGUGUACGGUUUUAUUUGUUUAUUAUGUUAUUUUAUCUUCGUCACGCUUUUGAUAUUGUCUGAUAUGAACAUUUUAUUCAAUUUUGGAACAAAUGCUUGCAGCUGAGAGUAGGAUCAUAUCUUACAACUUCUUGUUAUUAAAUUCGAACAAUAUAUUAUUAUGGUCUUGCAAUUCUGUCAAUUGAAAGCACUAUGAAUAUGGUCCAACUGAUCGAUGACUUUUGCACAGAAAAAGGCUAGAAAAGGGCAUUUUAAAUGAUAUGUGCUACUAAAGUUAGUUAUUUUGUAAGUGUUCAAA